This is a messenger RNA of Schistosoma turkestanicum, 2537 nucleotides long. The record is from the annotation of a GenBank genome assembly. NCBI's taxonomy places the organism in Eukaryota, Metazoa, Platyhelminthes, Trematoda, Strigeidida, Schistosomatidae.
GAUUCAUAGACAUUUUGUCUAAUUAGUUCAAACUCAGUGUGAUCAUAAUAGGUGUAUAGUAUAUUAUUAUGAGAUUUCUUAGUAUUUGGUUUAGUUGUUACAAAUGUUACGAUUCACACAACACCUAUGUGUGUUAUGCCUGUUCUUGAGUUUAACACACUACAACUAUGAUUGUAAUGCAAAAAAUCACUCAGGAUCUAUAAAAAAUAGAUAUUUCCAUGAAUUAACUGAUGUUAAAUAUGUUGAAUCAUUGAAUUCAAUGAAGAAUUUAUUUGACAAUAACAUAUAUGCAAAUUUAAAAUUAUCUGACAGCAACACUUCUUGUGCAGAGGAUAUUAUUACCAUUCUAUUGGGUGUAUAUCAACGGGAACGUUGGGCGUUACAAUGGUUAGAUGCUACAACACAUCCUCCACCAGGAAUUGAAGGUGGUGCUAUGCAUUGGACAGGAAGUUAUGAUGGAUGCUUGAAAUGUUCAGGCGGAGGAGGAGGAGGAAAAAUGAAAUUUCAUGGAUCAUAUUGUACUAUGGUAUUCAAUGUGACCACUACCAUAAAAAUUAUUCCGGAGUUAAGAAUGUCAUUUGGAUUAUGCAUGCCUGACAGUUGUACUAGUGAAGAGGUUAGAAAUAUGAUCAAUAAAGUUGCAGUGUCUCAUCCUUCAAUCAAGAUGAAUACAAAAGAAAGUUUUUGUCAUCGAUAUGUGAGUGAAGUUCCAAAAGACACAUGGUAUUACGUAGCCGUAUCAAUAUGUUCAAUAAUAACUAUUCUUGUUGUAAUCGCCACAAGUAUCGAUAUGUUAUUAUACAUUAAAUGGUAUCGUAUACGACUAUCAAAUAGGCGUAUUACUGGAACAAAUCAUCAGUCUGAAAGAAGCUCAUUUGAAAAUAUGAAUCAUAUUGAAGAACAGACACGUCCUUUAUUAGAAUCAGACGAUAUUACAUUCACUGAUCAUGAAGGGGAAAUUGUAGAUCACACUGAAGAAAAACACUUUAAAACAUUCUACCAAUACAGAAAAAGUGUUUUAGAAAAGCAUAUUCUUGUAAAAAUCACCUGUGCCUAUUCACUGCCUGCUAAUACAAUGAAAUUAUGCUCACAAACAAUGGGACAUGAUCAGUCGAACAAAACAACUCCUAUCUCAUUAACAUUUCUUGAUGGUAUCCGAUUUGUUUCAAUGAUUUGGAUUAUUGGUGCGCAUAUACUGCUGCAUGGUUAUAAGUUAACGAAUAAUUUAUUAAUAUUAUCUGAUGAUUUUGAACGUAUCUGGUUGUUUGGAAUGUAUUUUAAUGGCCAUUUAGCUCCGGAUAUCUUCUUUUUCAUAUCAGGUUUAUUAAUGUGUUACAUAUGUAUGGGACGAUUAUCAAAUCUAAUUGGUGUGAAAAACCAUAUCAAAUUUUGGUUCAAGGCAAUUGUUCAUCGUUUUGUCAGACUUACUCCAGCUUACAUUGUUACUGUUAUCGUGUUUACUGGUCUAUUAAUUCAUAUGUACGAUGGACCAUUUUUUCCUCAAGAUAUAAAUUCACCAGAAAUAGCGAGUUGUCGACAAAAUUGGUAUCUUUUGUAUUUAAGUAAUAUAUUCAAUUAUCAAACUAGUUGUUUACAAUGGUCAUGGUAUAUUGCAAAUGAUUUACAAUAUACGAUAAUUUUGGCUCCAAUUUUCAUCAUUUUACUUAGGUGGAAACGAAUUACUGGAAUCAUAUUUGCUAUUGCAAUUAUUCUAAUGUCUAUAUUCAUUACUUAUUACACUGCAUACACUCUUUCACUUCAAAUUACCAAUGUAGAUAAAAAUGAGAUCUAUGUCAAACCGUAUACACGUUGUGGAGCAUAUAUGAUUGGCAUGUUAACUGGUUGGUUAUUAUAUGAAUAUCCCAGAUUUGCAGUGAGAAACACACCAAGAAAUCAACUUAUCUUUGGAUUGAUUGGUUAUCUAUUCUCUGCAUCACUUAUCAUUUUACCAAUAUUCGUUUCCUAUAGUGUAUUGAGUGGAUUAAUAACUGAGACAAGUCGUGGAUUAGCAGCUGGUUAUUUAGCAUUUCAUCGUCUAUCGUUUACUUUAGGCAUUGCCAUUUCAGUUUAUUUUUGCGCCAUAGGAUGGGGAAAGCCUAUUCACUACGUAUUCUCAAGGUCUGCAUUUCGUGUACCAGCUCGUCUUACUUAUUGUGCUUACUUAAUGCAUCCUAUUAUUGUGACUAUAUUCAUCAAUGGUACACAAACCCCAUUGAUCAUUGAUCAAUUAGAAGUUGUUCGUCUAACAGCUUCAACAACUGUAAUGAGUUAUAUCGUAGCGUAUAUUCUCUCAAUGACAAGUGAAUAUCCUAUAAAUACAUUAGAGAAAUAUCUAUUACAUUGAAGAUUUAUCAAUCAUUGUUUCAUGAAAAAAUUUAUUAAACAUGAUAUUUUGUCAUUUGUUCAUUGUCUCCAUUGGUUACACUACUAACAUUAUUUUGUCAUUCAUUUUUUUAUACAUGUACAACUUUCAUUAAAAAAAUUGAAAAGAAUAUUUUCAUUAAAAUCUCAAAUUUAAAAAAAUAAUUACAAAAGGA